This is a messenger RNA of Panicum hallii, 1285 nucleotides long. RefSeq lists its product as uncharacterized. Lineage: Eukaryota; Viridiplantae; Streptophyta; Magnoliopsida; Poales; Poaceae. The transcript has 2 exons. The coding region runs from base 535 to 1188 and encodes 217 amino acids. The record is from RefSeq and is a predicted model, not a curated record.
CAUUCCAUCGAUUCAAAGCUGCGUCAUCUUGUGGGUGCCGCCCUGUGCUCGGCGGCUGCUGCCUUUCGGUCGCCGCUGCCUAGCUCCGUAGCCCAUAGUCUCUCCACCCCCACACGUCAGCCGGACUUGACCUCCUCGCCCGCCGCCGCCCGGGGCCUGCCCGCCCGCGCGGACGCGUCCACGGCUUCGACAUCACGUCACGGGCGCCUGCGGCCUGCGUGCCGCCCCCCACCAGUACGCGACGUACGCCACGGAACGAGGCGCCGACCGAGCCAAACACCCUCCCCCCCAAGAGGGCCUGGCCAAGCCCACCACCCGUCCGCACGCGGUGCCGAGUCCCCAUUUCCCCCAACCCCACACCGAUCCGAUCGGCAAAUCCCCCAACCUAUUCCCCACGGAUCCCGGCGCCCCCACCACACAGCGCUCGCGCUCGCGCUGCCUCCCCCUCCGUUCCCGAACCCGCACCGGUAAUUGGUGGUGAAUUGCCCGCCGGCCCCGGCUCGCCGCGGAGGGAGCAGCUCCCCGGUCGCCGCGAUGGCGGAGUGCCGCAGCCUCAUCGAGUUCCUCCGCGCGUUCGAGCACCACCGCAGGGCGGCGGACAGCUCGGCCUCCGCGUGCUCCCGAUCCAGGCGGGCCCGCGCGGCCGGCGCCGGCGCCGGCGCCUCCUUCUGCGACAGCACCCCGAUGGCCGUGGUCGACGCGGUCAUGCUCCUCGCCGUCGUCGCCGCGCUGGGCUUCCUCGUGAUCCCGUACCUCAGGCUGCUGCUCGUCGAGGUGGGCGCGCUGCUCCACCCCGCCGCGUCCUGCCUCUCGGCCGCCGCCUUCUUCGGGGCCGCGGUCGCCGUGGCGGCGGCCGUCGUCGCGUGGGAGCUGCUGGGCUACCACGCGCGCAAGUGCGGGAAGCCCAGGUGCAGGGGCCUCAAGAAGGCCGUGGAGUUCGACAUCCAGCUCGAGACGGAGGAGUGCGUGCGCGGCCGCCCCGGGCCCGCCGCGCGAUCGGCGCUGCUCGCGGCCGCGGGCGCGCGCCCCGUCGAGCUCGGGGACGAGCAGCGGGAGCUGGAGGCCGAGCUCCGCAAGAUGGCGCCGCCCAACGGCCGCACCGUGCUCAUCUUCCGCGCGCCCUGCGGCUGCCCCAAGGGCCGCAUGGAGGUCUGGGGCGCCAAGAAGGUUCGCCGGAUCAAGAAGUGAAAAGGGGAAAAGGGGAGGAUCAGAUGGUGACUAGGUGGUUACUCUUUCGGUGGAUCUUGGUCUAUAAAAUUGUUGCGCGGUAAGUUCUUUUGAUUCU